Panonychus citri (citrus red mite) is the source of this 1308-nucleotide messenger RNA. RefSeq lists its product as uncharacterized. Bases 240 to 611 code for a protein of 123 amino acids. The record is from RefSeq and is a predicted model, not a curated record. The transcript has 8 exons. NCBI's taxonomy places the organism in Eukaryota, Metazoa, Arthropoda, Arachnida, Trombidiformes, Tetranychidae.
AUGAUUAGUUGAUUACAGUUGAUUGUUGAGAUUAGUUGGUCGAUCAGUAAACUUACAAUUACCUUUGUCUUUGUCUCUAAGUUUUUUAUUAAUUGUGACAACGACUUUUUUUACUUUUGAUUUUCAUAUUUGAUUGUGUUUUAAUCAAGACUGUUAAAAGAUUCACAUUUAAUUGUGUCUCUUGCGUUGAGUGUGUUACAAUUAACUAAUUGCUGUUGAUUUACAUAAAAAUUAAAAGGAUGAAUUUAAAUUCACUUUUACACCAAUCAUUGUCAAUCAUUGGUUGUCUUUACUUAAUUGCUCUGCUCCUCUCGAUGACCACAGUUAAUUGUAAUCAAGAAUCAAAUGAAUGGAAAUACUUUAAUGAAUUAGGAACAUCUCCAAUUGAUUUAACAAAUAAAUUAGAGGAAAAAAGAGGUAUUAACCUUGGACGAAAGGUAAUGGAUCCAAGGAAUUGUGCUGGGCUUCUUGCCGAUACGAGUCCAUACCAACGAAACGUAGUGUACCGACGAGCUGAGGGUUUCCUUCACCCUGAUUCUGAUUCUAGAGACUCAAUUUCCCGAUCAUUGGAUUCCAGGUUACCAAUACUUCCUGAUAAUGGACGAUAUUGAUAAUCUUAGGAAUGAAACUCAGUUCAUGAUGGUUACAUGGGUGAUGGGAGCUUUUUAUUAACUCUUCCUUUGCAUCAAAUGAAUUGGAAGUUGAAAAGUUCAUGAUAGAAAAUGAAUAAUAAAUAAUAACCCUCAACAUAAAAACGAAGCUUAUUUUACAUUGGAGAGAAAAUAAAUUCCAACUUGAAUUGAACUUUUCUCCACAAUUCGAUAGCAUAAUGAGAAUUACAUGAUGUCUCUCUCUCUCUCUCUCUCUUCUAUCAUCAUUAUCAUCAUUUCGGUGUAAACAAAAAUCUGACAAUGAGUCAGUAUCAUGAAGAAAAUUCAAUUUCCAUAAGAAAGAAAAAAUUUAUCACCAUAAAUUCAUCUAAAGUUUCAUGUUUUGGUUUUCUUAUUGACUAAAUAUCCUUCUCACUCUCUCUCUCUCUCUUCCUCUUUAAUAAUUAUUCAAUUGUAAUUAUCUUUGAUUAAUUGAUUAAUUGAUUGAGCUGAUUGUGAUGAUUUAAUUCAAUUAACUUUCUAUUUUGUUUGUCUUGUUGUCUAUAGAUUAGUAAGUUGAUCAAUAAAAAAAAACAAAUAAGUUCAUUGAAUGUCAAACUUUUUCAUCGUUUUCCCAAUCCACCAAAUUGUAAACAACAACAACAACAACCAAUUAACUUGAUAAUAUUUCAAUCAAUUAAAAAUGAGUAGAGAAAAA